Nycticebus coucang (slow loris) is the source of this 1683-nucleotide messenger RNA. RefSeq names its product natural killer cells antigen CD94-like. The record is from RefSeq and is a predicted model, not a curated record. The transcript has 8 exons. Lineage: Eukaryota; Metazoa; Chordata; Mammalia; Primates; Lorisidae. Bases 262 to 900 code for a protein of 212 amino acids. Gene Ontology annotation, biological process: positive regulation of natural killer cell mediated cytotoxicity; stimulatory C-type lectin receptor signaling pathway.
CGACUUCAUAAGGUUCCUGAAAGCACUCUGAAUAAUUUGGCCUGAUACCUCAACUGUAACAUUUCCUGAUGUGCGUGCUGGCCAAGGUGUUAAUAUUACAAAAGUACUGUGAGCCACCUUAGGCCCCAGCUGACUGGGGAAUGUGAGGCAGCUCAGAAACACUACUGCAACUACCUGCUCAAUAAAACGCAGUGUGGAAAAAAAAAAAACGUACUGUGAGGAUUUCCUGUGAUUUAGUUCCUGGAACAAGGAUUCCUUGACAUGCAGCUCAGCUCCAAUGCUCUGACCCGGUUCUUCCUGAACAAGCAGACAUCGUGUCUUCUCUGCAGUGACCUUGGUACAUCAUUUCUCAUGGCAGUGUUUCAGACCACUCCGUGGAGGUUGAUUUCUGGGACCUUAGGACUAAUAUGUCUUUUGUUGGCGGCUACUUUGGGAAUUUUGUUCAAUUCACAUAAUGAGUCAACCGUGUCCCCAGGCCCCAACACAGAACUCCAGGAAGCCUCUGACUGCUGUCAUUGCCCAGAGAAGUGGGUUGGGUACCGACGCAACUGUUACUUCAUUUCUACUGAAGAGAAAACUUGGGAAGAAAGUAGGAAAUUCUGCGUUUCUCAGAAUUCCAGUUUGCUUCAGCUUCGAAACAAAGAUGAACUGGCUUUUAUGCCCUCCAAUGAACACUUUUACUGGACUGGACUCUCUUACAAUGAAGAACGUGCUGCCUGGUUUUGGGAGGAUGGCUCUCCUUUAUCACGGGAUUUAUUUCCAUUGAUUAAAAGUCCAAAUCCAAAGAAAUGCAUAAUAUAUAGUGCAACAAAUAGUGGUAUGGAUGAGUCUUGUGAAGAGGAAACUCGUUAUAUCUGUAAACGACAGCUUAUUUGUUUCUUGAGGCAGAGUGGGGACUAAGGAUCCAGGAUUACUAAGAAUGGUACUUUUACGUCAUAUUACUACUAAUUGUCUAUUUCUUAGCUCUGUAAAAAUGCUUCAUACUAUCUUUUCCUACCAUUUUCAUACAUUUGAAGGCAUUUGUUUAAAAAUUGAUGAAAUUUGUAUACCUAAACCUGAAAUUAUAAAGUAUAAAGAAUUUUAUGAAUAUUUGGAUGUAAGGCAUAUAGUUAACAUAAAAUUCAGUGUAGUUUUAUUACAUAUUUAUGUGAUUUUGCUUACAUUCUUAUAAAAAUUCUUUUGGCAAAAAUUUAAAUAAAAUUUUAUUCACACUAAAUAAUAUGUAUCAACCUUACUUCACUCCUUAGUGUGGCAUACUCAAUUGGGAAGUUGCAAUUGCAGAAGUUAUCUUUCUGGAAUGCUAAUGUUCUUUAUUGAUAUCUCUAUGUUUUUAUAUAGAGCUGAAAAUGCCAGAUGACGAUUUCCUUGUAUCAUCUUGCUUCAGAGGGGAACACAUUUGUAAGCUUAUGCAUCAGUAAAAGGGUCAUUGACGUGUCCAAAAUGAUCUCAUUCUGUUUCUAAAAGUUAUGUGUUUACAAACGGUCUAUGAAACUAGUGUAUGAUGCCCCAUGAUCAUAUCAAUGUACACAGCUAUUAUUUAAUAAGAAAAAAAAGAAAGAUGGAGACUUUACCUCUUUCAUGUUUACAUGGAUGGAGCUGGAACAUAUUCUUCUUAGUCAAGUAUCUCAAGAAUGGAAGAAAAAGUAUCCAAUGUACUCAGCCCUACUAUGAAACUAAUUUAUG